This is a messenger RNA of Lycium ferocissimum, 795 nucleotides long. Its product is annotated as heat shock 22 kDa protein, mitochondrial-like. Bases 97 to 669 code for a protein of 190 amino acids. NCBI's taxonomy places the organism in Eukaryota, Viridiplantae, Streptophyta, Magnoliopsida, Solanales, Solanaceae. The transcript has 2 exons. The record is from RefSeq and is a predicted model, not a curated record.
UUGGAGGAACCUGGCUUGAAGGUCAAGAAAAACUCUAUAACAAUACUCUAUUUUCAGCUUGAGCAAAAAGAAAACUGCAAAAACUGUGCUGCAACAAUGGCGUUUCGUACUGCUUUAAGGAGAAUGAACACUUCAUCAACCCUUCUCUACAACUUCCUCAACAAGUCUCCUUCUUCUUCGAGAGCACCGUUAACUUCUCGUUUCUUAAGCUAUACGGGUAGUGUUCCUGUUGUGGAUUCCAAUGAAGAAAGCUUCACCAUUAAUGCCUGUGGUGGUUCCUUUGUCCGCUCUGAGCAGUUCCCUAUUCAACGCGGUGUAUGUGAUAUAUACAUGGAAAACCCCUUCCAAAUUUCUGGCCCUCGAGGGGCGUACGAGGCCAAGAAUAUGGAGGAGGGAAUGUAUGUGAGAAUGGAAAUGCCGGGUAUUGAUAAAGAAGAUGUGAAGGUGUCGAUUAAUUACGGGCAUAUCAGCAUAAAAGGUCAAGGAAAAAAGGAGUCUAUGCCUGAAGACAGUGGGAGAACUUACAGUGCAAACAUUGAGAUCUGUUCGCAUUCAUAUCAGCCUCAGUUUAUGCAAGCAGAGAUGAAGAAUGGUGUUCUUAGGAUGUUAAUCCCUAAGUCUAAGACUCCUCAGGAAGUGAAUGGCUCUUAUAAGAUAAAGGUUAAGUAAGUUUAUUGUGGACUAUCAUGUUAUUGAUCUCAUUUGAACUAUAGAUUUGCACAACAUUAUUGAAGAAAUACUUGUGUGCAGAUAGCUCCUUAGAUGUUUUGUUGGAAAAAAUCACUUGUUGCUGAA